Messenger RNA from Phanerochaete carnosa HHB-10118-sp, 756 nucleotides. RefSeq lists its product as uncharacterized. NCBI's taxonomy places the organism in Eukaryota, Fungi, Basidiomycota, Agaricomycetes, Polyporales, Phanerochaetaceae. The coding region runs from base 116 to 673 and encodes 185 amino acids. The transcript is spliced from 8 exons. The record is from RefSeq and is a predicted model, not a curated record.
UCUUGCACCUCCCACCACCAUCUCCAGAAAGCCUUAGGCACGGUGGCGGCGCAUUCCAAGAGUCUGUGGCUUGUCCAUAAAUUCUACCGCGAGGGCGUUCCUCGAGGGCCAUUAGAUGAACCCCGCUCAGGUCACCUAUGGCCCAGUUCUUAUUGGCGCUUUCCUGAACGUGUUUCUGUUCGGGAUUGCGGCCGCUCAAAUUCUCCAUUAUUUUACAACAUAUAAGAAGGAUUGCAUCUGGAUAAAGGCAUACGUUGUCGUCCUGGCAGUGGCCGAUCUGCUCAACUCAAUCUUCGACAUCUAUUGGCUAUACGCCGAUCUCGUCACGAAUUUUGGCAAUGAUGCCAGUAUCAACGUCGCGGACUGGCGUGUCGCCACCAACCCUGCGAUGAUCGCGAUCAUUGCUAUCUAUGUGCAGCUUUUCUUCGCAUGGAGAGUGCAGGUGCUCACCAAUAGCUGGUGUGUCACUGGGCUAGUUGUCCUGACCGCCGUCGUUUCCUGCUGUGGUGGUCUCGACGCUGCAGUUACCAUCCAUCACGUAAAGUACUACAGCAACUUCUACAAAUUAGAUCCGGCUGUCACGGUCUGGUUGAUCUCUACGGCUUUCUGCGACUCUGCGAUUGCUAUUGCGUUGACAUGGCAUCUCGUGAGCCGACGUUGCGGCGAACUGUAGGAACUUUGGAUGCUAACAUCAUCUCAGAGACGGCACAAGAAGGGUUUUCAGCAUACUGACGAGAUUGCAGGCAAGAUUAUUCG